AUACGUUUAACACGAGGAAAUGAAAUUCAAACAGUCUCUUAUUGUCAUUGUUGCUCCAAAGUUGUUGAGCUUCUAGCUCAAAAUGUGCAGAUCCGUGUGUCUCCUUGCGUUCAUCGUGUUAGUAUGCCCAGCUGCUGAAGGGUUGGACAAUGGGCUGGCGCUGAAACCCACAAUGGGCUGGCUGCACUGGGAGAGAUUCAUGUGUAAUACCGACUGUGACAAGGACCCCAAUAACUGCAUCAGUGAGCGCCUGUACAUGCAGAUGGCAGAUGUGAUGGUGAAGGAGGGAUGGAAAGAGGCUGGUUACGAGUAUGUCUGCAUAGAUGACUGCUGGCCCUCCCACCAGCGGGACGCCCAGGGCCGCCUGCAGGCAGACCCAAAAAGAUUCCCUGGAGGCAUCAAGAAACUGGCCGACUAUGUUCAUUCUAAAGGUUUGAAGCUGGGUAUCUAUGCAGAUGUGGGGAAGAAUACCUGUGCUGGAUACCCUGGCAGUCUGGGAUACUAUGAGACAGAUGCUCAGACUUUUGCUGACUGGGAUGUGGAUCUGCUCAAAUUUGACGGCUGCUACAUGGACUGGAAGUUGCUGGGAGAAGGCUACAUGAACAUGUCAAAAGCACUGAACAAAACAGGAAGAAGCAUCCUCUACUCCUGUGAGUGGCCUUUGUAUGAGUGGCCUUACAAACAGCCUGACUACAAAGCCAUCCGUGAGACGUGUAACCACUGGCGCAACUUCGCUGACGUGUACGACUCAUGGAGCUCCAUCAAGUCCAUCUUGGACUGGACUGCUACUCAUCAGGACAUCAUCGUCCCCUCAGCCGGACCUGGGGGCUGGAACGACCCCGAUAUGCUCGUGAUUGGGAACUUUGGCCUCAGUCAUGACCAGCAGGAGUCUCAGAUGGCAUUAUGGGCCAUCAUGGCCGCCCCUCUGCUCGUUUCUAAUGAUAUGAGGGACAUCUGUCCUCUCAAGAUGCUGCUGCAGAACACACACAUCAUCGCCAUCAGCCAGGAUCCGCUGGGCAAGCAAGGACAACGCACUAUUAAGGUGGACAGUUUCGAAGUGUGGGAAAGGCCUCUGUCAAAGAAGCGACUGGCUAUUGCUGUGCUGAACACUCAGGAGAUCGGCAGCCCUCGAGGGUUUUUCAUCAGAGCGGCUCCUGGCUGGAAGAUCUGUAGCCCCCAGUGUAACGUCACACAGAUCCUCCCUCAGUACAAGGAGCUGGGUGUUCAGACUCCACAUACCCAAUUGGUUGUAUCCGUAAACCCCUCAGGCACCACUCUACUGACAGUCACGCCCACCAGCAGCGACUCUGCGGGGCUGUACAAGCUGCACUGGCAGGAAACGCCUGUCAAACGCAGGCACUCAACCAUCCUGUAAACCUGGUAUGGUGCACUUUGAUGUAAAAAAGAAAUGUAAUAAUCUGUUUCUCUUGUAGGUGUACUUUGUACAUUUGCGUGAAUCAGCCUGCUAUUAUAAUUACUUCUUUAAAUAUGAACCACUGAAAGAUUUUGAACACGUAGUGUGAAUUAUCCUGAAUUGGCUGCAAAGUGAACGAACGAGUCCUUCAACCAUACGUUUUGUUAGCAUUUUAGCACACCCAAUUUCUCAAUGCCAGGUAGAUGUAUCUUUUGGUUAAUGCCUGAAAUAGAGCUGCCAUGACAUUGUCCCUCAGACUACACUUCUAGUUAUACUGUCCAUGCUCCUAAAUCUUGAAGCAUCUUAAAGCAGUCUGUAAUGAAACACCAGCACACUAACACUAGUCCAGGUGUCCAAGGCUAGCCUUACACUUCUUCCACUUAUAUUAUAUUUAAGUGGCAUUAUUCAAAGACUGAAAAAAACAGAGUUUAGUGGCAACAAAAUGAAAAAUCCCUUUGUUUUGUCAAAGCAACCAUUGUAAUGUUUACUUUGGGGUCUGCUUACAAGCAAGUCACCCAUGCACAUCUGUAUAAAGCGCAUCAUCUUAGCACUUGACUUUGGCACACAUGACAAGCAUAAUUAAACAGAGGUAAAGGAAAAGGCCAAACUCCAAAUUAUGUUUCCAUACAUUUAUUGAAAAUAGUGACAAUUUCCUCCAGCAGACGAGCCUGCAGUUUAGAACUGGAUGACCUGGCCCUGUAAGAGAAAAGAGAGAUGUUGGUUAGGAUUACGCUCAAGCCGUGUAGAACUAAUAUUUCAAUGGGUUUUCACUGGAGGAUUAAGAGCCUCUUUUAGGACUUGUCGUCAUAACCCUUAUUCAAAAGAAAAUGUCAACGAGUUACCAUCUACGCAAUUUAACUGAUUCAUCACUUUAUGAGCAUUUGGAACUGUUUGAAGAGGAACUAUACAAAUGUUAAGCUUGUCUGGGUGAAAUAACAACAUCAAAAUAGCCUUUAUUUUCUGACUUAAUAGCAUACCAGAAUUCCAUAGCAGAGCUUUUGCAUUUCUAUACGGUGCGGGUGACAUUAAUUAGGGCCCAAUAUUCACUGAAAUGAUGGCCACUCAACCACUUCACUGGCAUAUGCACAAGCAUUAUGGCCAAGAGCAAAAUAAAACUAUAAACUACUUGUAAACAAAUACUCAGAGAUGUACUGCAUUCUCCUAUACAAACCAAAGUUGUGUUAAACCUAUUUAGAUUUAAAUGACACAUGUCAGAAAAGGUGAAACUAAUCUGAGCCGUUAUCUCAAUAUGACAGCAAACGCAUCAGUACUUCCAAGUUAACCUAGUAAAAUGCCAAACAAUCAUACACAAACGGUUGUGCAAAUUGAUCAAUAGUCACUGACUACUUAGUACGGAGAAGCUGUAAACAACAUGACUUAUAACAGUUUAGGCAAAGGCAUUAAUAAUAAUUAAUGUUCUGGAGUUUUUUAUUAACUCCCUUUUCUUAUGGACAUGUGUUUGGCCUGUCGUUUGCACUGUUUUUUUAAUUGAGUUUAGCCAUAUAAAUAUUCUAACAUGUCAUUUUGUAGCUGCCAAAUCAAGUUUAAUAGAAAUGUGCUUUUUCUAAACAGCAGAGGUGUUUUGUGUAACUCCUGAAGAUGUUGAAUAUUGAGGUAAAUAGUUGAAUUAAUGUGAGACCAACACAUAGAAACAGGUAGAGCUCAGCCACAGAGGAUUUGGGAAGUUUUAUACAUACAUACGACCUUCAACUCAAGUAUCUGUUCCACUCAAAAAGCAUUGAAUCCCUCUGAAAAGUUCCAAUAAAUUACUGUGCAAUGCAAGAAUGCCUACCUUUCUCUUCUUGUCACCACCCAACUCGAAGUGCUUGCAUCUCUUGAUGGCGAGCAUCCUCUUGGAUCUGCAGUUGGGCUCAACGCACUCAAGCCUCAACACAAUCUUCUUUGUAGUCU
Messenger RNA from Eleginops maclovinus (Patagonian blennie), 3325 nucleotides. It is a transcript of the gene gla, whose product is annotated as galactosidase, alpha. Gene Ontology annotation, molecular function: alpha-galactosidase activity. Gene Ontology annotation, cellular component: cytoplasm. Lineage: Eukaryota; Metazoa; Chordata; Actinopteri; Perciformes; Eleginopidae. The record is from RefSeq and is a predicted model, not a curated record. Gene Ontology annotation, biological process: oligosaccharide metabolic process; glycoside catabolic process.